UGAACAAUGACAAUGUAGUGAGAUACCAUAUAGAGUAUAGUCACUGAGGAUGCUAACAGUGAUAUAGUGUUAAAAUUAUGCAUGUUUUUCAUAUCGACUAUCAGACAGUAUAAAAGGAGUUUUGCGAGAGGCAAAAAAUAAUUACAAUCAACGCUUAAGAAGAAAUCUUCACAUCAAUAAAUCUUCAUUCAAGAAUUUUAAUCAUGGAGUGGAAAGCAGUGGUGAUAGUAGUUGCUGGUCUCAUGGCAACUGCAACUGGUACUCCAAUCAGCGAUUGCUCCGAUCGUUUCCAACAAUCUCUUACGGAAGCACUACAGCUAAAGAAAACAUGUGCCACGGCUAUGCACAAGGACUGUUGCCAGAUAGCACAAGUCUCCAAUACAUUACUGGACCAAAACCUGGAAUCUGGUAUCUAUAACAUCAAAGAUUUCUGCCCAACUACGCCAUUUGGCCUGGACUUAUCCCCAGUGCAAGCACGCUGUAACAUGGAGAGUGGUGAUGGUGGAUGGAUCGUUCUCGUUCGAAGGACACCAGACGUUGCUGAGAGAAUAUAUUUCGACAGAAAUUGGGUCGAUUAUGAGAAUGGAUUCGGAAACCUGAGUGGCGAGUUCUGGUACGGACUAAAGAACAUGCACUGUCUUACAAAUGCACAGCCAAUGGAGGUAGAAAUUGAAGUGAGGAAAAUUAACGGCACAAAAUUGAUAUUGUCAUAUGGUCAAUUUCAAGUUGAAGGACCCGGCACAAGCUACACACUGCAUGUUUCUGACCAACAGCACACUGGAUUCGACUUCUUUGGUUAUCACAAUGCAUUGAAAUUUACUACAGAUGAUAGAAACAACGAAAACCCAUGUGCUGCACGUAGAAAUGGAGGGUGGUGGUUCAACGUCGACGACUGCUACAACGUUGGUAUAUCAUUAGACCCUCGUCCACAGCUCCAUCAAAGAAGCGCUGGAGGUUUCAUGGCCUUCGAUUAUGCUGAGAUGAGAGUUCGUGCUAAGUCAUGUAUGGCACCAACAUGCGAGUAACUUAAAUGGGUACUCAUCUGUGAGAAUUAAGCUGAACAGACAAAAAGCUGGAAUUUUAUCAUUUUUAUAAUUAGGUGUAUAGCUGUAUACUUUAUAGUAUAGAGCAUCACAUGGUUCUGUAUUUACGUGUGCUUAUAAUUAUAUAGCAUUUAUAACAAAAUAAAGUUGGAGUUUAUUAAAAAAAUGCACUCGUUUAACAAAUA
Molecule: messenger RNA, 1228 nt
Organism: Halichondria panicea
Lineage: Eukaryota; Metazoa; Porifera; Demospongiae; Suberitida; Halichondriidae
Product: angiopoietin-related protein 1-like
Exons: 2
Coding region: 204-1025 (273 amino acids)
Source: RefSeq, a predicted model, not a curated record